AUGUUUACAUAUGCUUAUCCACAAUUAGUAUGCUGUCCAUCAUAUUUCAAAUACCAAUUAAAAUCAAUAAUGGUAAGCACUGAAAAACAAGAAGACAAUAAUCAUUAUUACACAUUUGCAAAAUAUGGUGAACAAUUUUAUCGUCGUGACGAAAAUUCUCAUGUCAGAAUGAUGUUUGAUGCUGCACUUGAAUAUAUUUCUGGUAACACCAAAUUACUCUCUUGGAGUUAUGGUGGAGUUUACACGUGUUUACAAUGUAAAGACGCUGAUACCUUCAAUACGUACAUGUCCCAUCGCGAUGAACCAUGUAAAGUGGGACCGCAUGAAUUGAAUCCAACAGACAUAUUUAUUUGA
Molecule: messenger RNA, 354 nt
Organism: Rotaria socialis
Lineage: Eukaryota; Metazoa; Rotifera; Eurotatoria; Philodinida; Philodinidae
Source: the annotation of a GenBank genome assembly